This is a messenger RNA of Bipolaris victoriae FI3, 1122 nucleotides long. RefSeq lists its product as hypothetical. The coding region runs from base 1 to 1122 and encodes 373 amino acids. The transcript has 3 exons. The record is from RefSeq and is a predicted model, not a curated record. NCBI's taxonomy places the organism in Eukaryota, Fungi, Ascomycota, Dothideomycetes, Pleosporales, Pleosporaceae.
AUGGAGAUCCCAAAUCAUGGCCCUCUGAUCCUGGGAAUAUCAUGGGCAUUCGCCAUCUUCAGUGGUAUUUUCCUAGGCUUCAGAUUCUACGCCAAGGUGACUCGCAGACAAGGGCUGUGGUGGGAUGACCAUGUGCUCCUCGCCUCGUGGAUUCUGCUUCUUUCACAGGCAGUCGCUACCCAAUAUGGCGUCGAGUUAGGUUAUGGAAAGCCGCUCAAUGACAUUCCGACCGAAUAUUGGCCGACCAUUGCCCUGGGGUCUGCCGCCAUAUCUAUGGUAUCGAGCAUUGCCGCAGCACUUUCCAAAAUGUCAUUUGGUAUUACUUUAUUACGCCUAACGUCAGGUCACCUGCGCUCCACGGCAUGGUUCUGCAUUAUUACCCUUUUGCUCACCCUGAUCCCCAGUGUUGUGGGUCCCUGGAUACAGUGUCCGCACAUGGAGGCAACAUGGAACACGUCUAGUGACGUCUGUUGGACUGCAGAGUCGCAAAUCCAAUACGGCAUCUUCAAUGCUGCCUGGUCAGCUUUGAUCGAUUUUGUUCUUGCAUCAUUGCCAUGGUUUCUCAUAUGGAACCUGCAGCUCAAAUCUCGUGAGAAAAUUGGUGUUGGUAUUGCAAUGAGCUUGGGAAUGCUUGCAGGUAUCUGCGCCAUUAUAAAAGGAGUAUAUGUAGUACAGCUUCGGGAAUGGGAUUUUUCCUACUACGGCAAAGACCUUGUCAUCUGGACCGUCGUGGAGAUUGGCACUGCCAUUGUCGGAGGAUCAAUUCCUGUCCUUCGCGUUUUCUUGAAGGAGACGAUGUCUUCGUAUGGGAGAUCGGGCGCGAGGAAUGAUGGCACUGUCCCACUCUCACGAUUGCACAGAUACCAGCAUUCAACCGUCACUACGACUGUACGAGCUGUGAAAAGGGGUAAAGAGGGAAGCUGGACUGCGCUAGACGAGGAAGAACAAAACGAUGGCUCAAGUCAAAGGGGCAUCCUGGUCGACGAAGAAAUGGCUGGAGCUAGUGGUAGAGAAGCAAUGUACGUGGGUGACCAUAUCUUGCAAACGAGCACAGUCACUGUUAGAGUUGAGAGCGGUGCUAGCCCGUCUCCUCAAAGUAGGUCUUUUCUGAACACUGAUUAG